GCGGGGCUGAGGCCAGUGCGCAUGCUCGAGACCUUCCAACAUGAGUGCCGCUUCACGUCUCAAGACAUCUCGCGUCCAGUAACCAGCAUGGGCAGUGAAGAGGAAUAAACUAGUUAACUGCUGUGUGGAGGACAGAAGUUUUUUUUUUAAACCCAGCGUGACUCCUCUCUCUUCACACUCUAGCAGUCCAGCAAGUUCCCAGCAUCAUGGCUGAAGAAGACUAUGGCAGCUUUGUGGACUUGAACCAAAUGGGGGAUCUGGCCAAGAGUGGCGGGCCUACCAAGGUAGACUGCAAAGACCUGAAAGAGUUCAAGCAGAUGGCCCGCCAGGGUUACUGGGCCAAAAACCACAAACUACGGGCACAAGUCUACCAUCAACUUAUCAAAGAUAUUCCCUGUCGUACAGUCACCCCUGAUGCAGAAGUGUAUCGUGACAUCAUGGGAAACUCAGCCACUAAGAAACCUUCCUCCCACAUCCCACUACCAGACUUUGUGGAUGGUAUUCCUUUGCCAAGGUACUGCCUAAAGCCAGAGGCGGUAGCAUCAGCUCAUCAAAUUAUCAACUGCCUGGCUGGACAGUUUCCAGAUAUCUCCCACUGCCCGUCACUUCCGGCUGUUACUUCUUUGCUCCUGCACUUCAGUGUAGACGAGGCUCAGUGUUUUGAGCACGUCAGCCGCAUGCUGGCCUGCAACGAGCCCGGCAAGCGGCUGCUGGACCAGACUUUCCUGGCCUAUGAGUCGGGAUGCAUGACGUUUGGUGACCUGGCCAACAAGUACUGCACAGCCGCCCACAAGUUAGUUAUAGCCACAGCCCAGGAUGUGAUGGAAGUCUACUCAGACUGGCAACGCUGGGUGCUCGGAGACCUCCCUUUCAGCCAUGUUGUCCGGGUGCUGGACGUCUACCUAGUGGAGGGCUACAAGAUUCUCUACCGUGUGGCUAUAGCCUUGCUCAAGUUCUACUGUAAGCACAAAGCGGGAGCCCAAGGGGGCCAGAGCAACCAGCCGGAUUCAAGCAAAGUCAGGGCGGACAUUCAGUCUUUCAUCAAGGGCAUUGCCUCCACCGUCACACCCGAGAAGCUGCUCGAAAAAGCCUUCUCCAUCCGCCUGUUUAGCCGCAAGGAGAUCACUCUGCUGCAGCUCACAAAUGAAAAGUCCUUGCAGGAGAAGGGAAUCACUGUCAAACAGAAGCGGCGAAACGUACAGCUGGCCCUUAACCCAGACACCUUCUCCUCUGAGAUCGUCAGCGCCAAGGAAAUGCGAGACAUCUGGUCGUGGAUCCCUGAGCGCUUUGCCCUGUGUCAACCACAACUCGUCUUCACCACCUCCACCCAUGGUUGCAGCCUGAACAGAUUCUACUCACAUUGUGAAGGCUACGAACCCACUCUGCUCCUCAUUCGGACCACCGAUGGAGACGUAUGUGGAGCCUUCCUAUCCACAGACUGGGAGGAGCGGAAGAGAGGAGGAAACAAAUUGAGUUUCUUUGGCACAGGGGAAUGCUUCGUCUUUAGGCUGAAGCCAGAGAUUGAGCGCUACGAGUGGGUGGUGAUCCGCCACCCGGAGCUGGCCUCCUCCAUCAAGGUCCAGGGUGAAGACGACACGGCGUCCUCUGAAGGCCAGAACUCUGAGAACCAUAGCUUACAGCAGCCAGAGAAAGCUGCAGGAGAACUGUCGCCCUUCCUCUCCGCUCGCCACUUCAACCUUAACUCCAGGAAUACUUCCAUGUUCAUGGCUGGAAACUUUGACUCAAUCAUCAUAGGGGGAGGUGAAGGCAAUGCUCUUUACAUUGACUCAGAACUGAACCAUGGGCGCUCCGGCAGCUGCGCCACCUUUGACAACCCGCCCCUGUGUGCAGAGACCUUCCAAGUUGCACUGCUGGAAGUUUGGGGUUUCCAGGAUGCCAUGGCUUCAUAAUGCUGCGCACACACACACACACACGCAAGACACAUUCAUGUUGAUCCAUACAUAUCACAUACAUAGACACAUAGGUGCAUAAAUCCUGAUUAUGUCCAGCAGUAUUUGAGGUGGAAAACCCAUAAAUGUAAACAGAACUACAUCCGUCCUACAAAUUCAUAUAUGAUUAACUAUUUUUUAAUUUAUUAUCGCAGCUAAUCCAAAUUCCACAUGUGAAAAAAUGUGAUAUAUUUGUUUGGUUUUGUGUUUAUUUUUGUAUUUACAGAUUUGUAUUACUGUAUACUAAUUGUUUUGCGUGCAGUCAUAUGAAGGAGGUGUUUAGAUCAACUCUAGAUAAAGGUUUAUCUAGAUGGUCUUUUAAUGUCGGCUGUGUAUUCAUGUUGAUGCUGAGCAGCAAUAUUUUAAUUUCUGACUUCAGUACUUUUUGUUCUGUGGUUUAGGACUUUCUGCCAAAUUCACUUUCAGCUAUCUCUCAGUCCUUAAGAAUAUAUCAUUAACCAGAAAAUGUCGAUAAACUGAGGUUUACGAGAAAAAGUCAAGUCAGUAAAAGUGUUUUAAAUGUUGAAACAAUAAGAUGGACUAAAGUUAUACCAGGGCAGCUUUUGCCAAGUACCAUCACUACGUGGGAGAUCUUUUAAAUUAAUUAACGUGGUACAUGUUCGUGGAUAUCAGUGGUGAGUUUGAGUGUUGCCAUUUUGCACCAUACGUGAAAGUUUUCGUUUAAAUGAGUGUCAGUCUCUCCUUUGUAUAGAAUAACAGUCAUCUUAAAAGUCAAGGUGUUAUUGGUUUACAAGCAGUUAAGAUAAAUGCAGUUUGCUCAUCCUUCUCCUCUUUUUACCCUUUUCCCUGUUACCUCCGUCCUCUUCCCUUGUGCAAAUAGUAAAAAAAGUCCAAAUCUGUGCACUGUUGGAGUUAUACAGCCUAUUUGUAUGUGCUCCAGUGAAACAUCAAUCGAUGUGUUCUACAUGUGAAAAUACAGCAAUACGCUUUCAGUA
Messenger RNA from Pleuronectes platessa (European plaice), 2905 nucleotides. RefSeq names its product TBC1 domain family, member 24 (gene tbc1d24). The coding region runs from base 207 to 1910 and encodes 567 amino acids. Lineage: Eukaryota; Metazoa; Chordata; Actinopteri; Pleuronectiformes; Pleuronectidae. The transcript is spliced from 7 exons. The record is from RefSeq and is a predicted model, not a curated record.